Messenger RNA from Prorocentrum cordatum, 1631 nucleotides. The record is from the annotation of a GenBank genome assembly. NCBI's taxonomy places the organism in Eukaryota, Dinophyceae, Prorocentrales, Prorocentraceae.
GCGUUGAUUGAGUACAAGGCGAGUUCGAUGGACGAGAAGUACUUCAACAGACAGAACAACAACUUCAGACGCCGCCUGGAGAGGAUCGGCUGCGAUUUCGUCCAGGAGUUGAUGCCCGCUGACGAAGCCGCCAAGCUGCCCGAGACCGCCUGCCUCUCGGUUGACAGCCCUGAGAACCAGUCGAUCAAGAAGCAAUUUCAAGAGGCAGUCCAGAUCUCCAAGGCUUGGGUGAAGAAGCAGGCCUUCGACAGCGACUUCAAAAAAACGCUGGCCAACUCCCUGGUAUUCUUGCGGACCCCGCCGGAGGCCAAGCCGCCCUUCCCGUCUUGGAUGAUGGUGAACUACCUCUCUUCGAACGUUGAGGCCGCCGAGGAUGGCAAGGCGCUCUGGGGAUACAUGUCGACAGAGACUCUCAUCGAGCUAGAGUUCACUUCGCAGAGCAGCCAGGAGAAUACUAUUCGUGACAUGGUCAAGAUGAAGGUUAGCUUGCUGUGCCAGGGCGACGCUUCCGGCCUGACUGAAAGGUUGCUUCAGAUCGCCAAGGAAUGCCCCGAAACGUGUUUCAUCGACAUCCGCAACGACAUGCAGGCCCUUCAGUCCGUCCUUUCUAUCUUCGGCGAGGCUGUCAUGAGUAGUGAGGGCGUGGACGCCAUUCAGCAGAACUACGAUGGCAUCAUGAGUGGCAAGUUUUCGCUGAGCUCUUACCUGAGGGAGUGGCCAAAAGGCGACGAGCUCCUGAAGUCGGUGGCUAAAUCACUUGAAGGGAAGAAGGCUGGGAACAGCAUCGCGGGCAAAGUGCUCGAGAACAUCGCGGUAAUUACCGAUGCUUUUGCAGUGUACGAGUGCGGUUGCAAGGAAGGCGCGACCAUGGACGCCAUGGAGCUUGUUCUCGCCGUUACGUAUGCGACCAUCGAGCUUUCGAGUACCAUUGGAUCUUUGCCCCAGGCUGCCACUGCCUAUAUGGAGACGGACUCUAUGGGCGAGCGCGUGACCAUGCUUCUCAAGUGCUUGGCGCAGACGUUUAUGGAUGGCCACGAGGAUUGGCUGAGAAGGCGGUACUCUGACAAGGGAAUCAUGCAGCAGAUGCUCGACUGGAUCCCCAAGGUGCGCGAAGCCAUGAACAAUUUGUGCCUCGUCGACCAGGAUGCAACAGGCAAGUACUGCUACGCGAGGGCAGUGGUCAAGUUCCUGCGCGAAUCCAGUUCCCUUUUCCAAGAGGGCACGGCCAUGGGUGACGCGGUCAGUUCGUUCGGCUUGGGCGAGAUGAUGCCGCGUUUUUUCGACACGUUUGAAUCGCACGAGCUUUUCAAGAAGAGCAUCACGCUUGCCAAAGAUGCGUUGGUGAAGGACCUGGGCGCUUUCAAAGAUUUCUUGCGUGAUUUCGUUUUCGCCAACUUCCCAGCGGACGGCUUCAUGCAGGAGUCGCAGUGGGCCGACGCCGUCUGCCGCGCGGACUGGGGCCCGAAGUCGGUUGGCCUCCUCGUCCCCAAGCCCAAGGUCGGAGAAGGUGUGGAGUUGAGUAUUCAGGCAGCUCAAUUGUUGGAUUCCGCUCUCGCUGGGUGCAGGGUGGUCGAUGACCCGUUAUUGUGGUUGCAGGCGUGUUGCGUCGCCAAGUCCCUCGCCACGUGGAG